This is a messenger RNA of Anopheles coluzzii, 9068 nucleotides long. RefSeq lists its product as uncharacterized. Bases 428 to 7648 code for a protein of 2406 amino acids. The record is from RefSeq and is a predicted model, not a curated record. NCBI's taxonomy places the organism in Eukaryota, Metazoa, Arthropoda, Insecta, Diptera, Culicidae. The transcript is spliced from 4 exons.
GAAGCACACAAACAAACAAUAACAAUAAAAAGAGACGCGAGAGGGUCGGCUUUACAGUGAGGAUGCCACCAAAAUAAGUUUAGUUUUCCCAUUUUUCACCAGUAUUCGUGUUAAAUGUGCUAAAUAAUGUGUUGUGUUAGCACGAAUAGUGAAGGAAAGCAUCAGUGUGUAUAGGAAUUCGCAGAAUCACGUCGCAAAUGAAGCGAACAUUCCAGUUACCGCCACGACGCCAUCACGGCCAACGACCCCGCAACCUGUAAAACCGGAAAAAGGUGUAAAUGUUAUUCGCACAUCGGCGAUAGAAUAUGCAAUUUUUGUCAGUGUUGGGUUGUGUAACCCAUUUAGUGAGUGAAUUUUAACAAUUUGCCGACUAAAGCUAACCUCAACACACACACACUCGCAGACGUGGCCUCGAACUGACACCGCCAUGGAUGAUUUUGACUCCGCUACGUACUCCAUCGAAUCCGAACCGGAUCGGAAACGGAUCCCGCUCGACGAUGUGAUACUCCCGACGGUGCGGCGCAGUGCAAUACAGAUCGUGACCCUAUCGCCACGCCGCCAGGCGAAGCGAUCGAUGCCACUUACCGGCGAUAUGGAUGGCACGAUGCAGGUAACAAAGCUGGUGCUAAAAACGCCACCCGGCAGCCCCAAACGACAGCCCAAAGCCCCCGGUGUGCUGGUGAAAUCGAUACAGACGAUUGCUGGACCGGGUCUUACCGGCGUUACCACCCAGCAUGGAACAACGGUGGCCGCAAAAGUGAACAACAUCCUGACGGAGAAACGUAACCUUCCACUGCCGGUGGCGGAUGAUCACACCGGCGCCCCGUACCGGAUAAUACCGAUCCACCGCUCGCCUCAGCAUAAGGAUAGCAAAAGCGAGUUCGAAGCACGGCGAUCGGAGCGAGAGCACGCGACGCACGAAUUUCAAGAUUUCCUUCGGGAAAGCUUUAAGGAAAACAAAACCCCUCCUCCCUCUACACCACCCCUGCCGGCUGUACCGUCCUCCUCUUCCGCGAUCGAAGUCACUCGUUUGGUGGAAUCGACUGGCCAAUCGGAUACGGAAAGUGCGCCCCGUGGUGGAAUACAGUCCAUAAGUACCGGCAAGACUGGUAUUUCAAAAUUGGAAAGUUGUAUGAUUGCACCGAGAGAGCAGAUAAAACCAAUCGAUGUCGAAUCUCAGCAUGCCGGGCAGGAGAAGGAAGUCCAUGUAGCUGCACCAACGCCCGCAGCUCGUCGCUCGUUGCUAAUGGAAACCGCACCGACUGCCGUUCACACGUCAAACGAACAGACUGCAACUGAAAGUAUUAAAAGCAUGCCCGUGGGUGCGAAAACUGUAACCACUAGUAUUAAACAUCCACCUGUAGUAAAGCAAGAAUCUCACGAAACUGUCGAAACCGCAGCGAAAGCGACACGUUCUAACCCAGUGCGGCCAAAACCGCCAACCAGACCCACCCCUACAAAAACUGCCCCGAAGGAAGAGGUAAAGAAGAAGGAGAAAUCUUACGAUCCCGCCAAGGCCCGUGAAUUCAUGAAGGAGCAGCAAGCGAAACGACGGCUGGAGAAAAAGGAUGCUCCUACCAGUGGAGCGGCCAGCAGUUCCAAAGGUGCCGCCGAAAAAGACCUCAUCAAGAAGCGGCUGGAAACGCUCCGACAGAGCUCACAAAAGUUGGUAUCAAAAAACCUGCAAAAAGCACGCAAACGGUCAGUCUCUUGCACUCCGAAUGGAGGAUCCAGCAAACCGAUUGCUACGAGUAAGGAUAAAAGUGCUGCUUCUGCACAGCCCAAGAACCGCGCAGGUGCAGUUAAGCCGACGUUGAGAUUGCGCAAAUUUGCCUCCACUCCCACAUUGCGACUGGUAAAGAGAGAAAAUGCUCCGAACGAAGAGAAACAGAGUAAUCCAUUAAAGAAGGCAGAACCAGAACAACCUGUGCGAAGUGUUGCUGAGCCAUACUCAGCCGCCAGUCGUAGCAGUGAUGGACGAGGAGGAGCCAAGGGUAAGACGUCAGGGAGAUCCGCUAACCCAUCCACUGCCAGCAGUAGUACGACGGGUAAAGCUAGCCUUAAAAUUGGUAUUCUACGCAAAACGGAUAGCAUGGCGUUGGAUGAUAUUGUUUCGCCGAGUCCGUUGAAACCGUUGCCAAAAACCGCAAAGGUAAACGCGCAGCUCAUAGUCAUCAACGCGGAUCAGGACGAGGCGAUCGAAGCGGCAGAAAAGGAACUGAAACUUCAAGUGCCGGAUGUAAAGCUUGUGGCGCCAAAUACAACAGCCGCAUUGGGUGUGUCACAAGAUCGCGAACGUCCUUAUACUGUUGCAAGGGAAGAACGUCCCGCGCACGACCAUCACGCUGAACCGGUCAAGAGCAUUCCUUCCUGGCUGAAACAAUCGCUACGCCAGCCCGAUCCAUAUCCUUUCAUAUUGGCCGUGCGUAAAAAGCUCGAAGCCGUGCAAAACGUUCGCGAGGAGAAAGGCCAACCGAUCGCUACUGAGGAAAAGCAAAAAGUCACACAACAGCAGCUACCUGGAACAAGAUAUAACGCUUAUUUGAACGAAAUUGAAAGUGUACCGUACAUCAGGAAGAAAGCAACCGGCUAUACUCAACCGACUGAAGGCAUUGCUUUAAACAAACGACAAUCGAAAGAUACUCUCGAUGGAGAAUCGGCCAUUGUGACGAAAAUAUCGACAUGCGCAUCACCAAACACUACGUCCGAGAUAAGCUCAAUUCGAUCGGACAUUGCUCUACCGCUGCCACCGCUAUUCAGUAGCACAAAAAUAGAGAUACCAUCCAAUAGAGAUACAUCCGCACCAUUUUAUCCUGCCACAGCAAGCGGCGGGCCCAUUAGUCCUCUUUCGGUCGAUCGAAUUUCACAAAUGAAAAUAGCCACUCCCGGCAACAUGUCUCGAUCAUCGCACAUUGGCAAUCUCACAAAAUCACUUGAAAGUAAAAACGAAGAAAGAGUUAAACCACAAACUGCUGCCGCCGCAUUCCGUCCAGAAGCUCCAACCACUCUACAGCAAUCGUUUAAUGAUCCGCAACCACUAGAUCGAUCACAGCGGGAGCUUGAGUAUCAGCGCCUGUUGGAAUCGUUCAAUCGUAGCCUAACACACGUGAUCGAGGUUAAUCAGCAGCUUUACUCGGCGCUCAAAAAUGUCCCAUCCGCACCAGCGAUUCCACCCUUCCCGCAGGAGGUGCUAAGGAUACGUGAUGAAAUGACGCAAACAUCGCUACCGAUACCAGUCCUUCCAAAGCCUGCUGUGGUAGCAACAGAGCAACUGCAAGAUAGCAAAGUGUCCGGUGCAAGUACAACAACGGCCUCAAACUACAGUGAUGACUUUGAACAUCAAAGUCAAACAGAAGCGCCACCGCCUGUGCCGGAACGAAACGCCAACGACACAAUAGCAGUAUCAUCGAACACAACUUUCUCUUCCGGCUCUUCAUCGCCAGCUUCCUCGGACAGUAACUCGGGCAGUGCCAGCAGCAGCAGUAGUAGCGACUCCGCCGAUAGUAACACUAACAACAGCUCAUCUUCACAAUCUUCAUCUUCAUCAUCGAUGGACCACGAACGGAUUGAUUCGCCGCGAAGAGCUGUAAAUCAUCCACCAGCAAAUGUCACCGACGAUGAACGAAAGGCUAAAAGUAACACCACCACGGCUCACUCGAGUGAUUUCGAUUCACGUUCAUUCAGCCUGUCGGAUAGUCACAACAACACGAUGAACAAUCAACCACCGCAGCCGGAAGAGUAUUUGCCGUCGUUCGAGGAGAGCUUGCGCAGGCGGCAAUUGCCGCCAAUGGGGCAUCAACAUGAUGGUUUUGAAAAACGGAGCAAUGAAAAAGAAAAAGGACUUGCUGGUGGCGAGCAAAACGUCUCCCAGGAUAGCAGCAUCAGUGAACAAUUGCCGCCAGAGGAUCGGGAGGAGGAACAAUCGUUCAGUUUCAAUCAUUCGGAAAAGGCAAACGACCUAAAGGUGAAUGCUGUGCCACCGAUGGUAAGCAAUUUGUCGGAAGAUAGCAUCAAGAAGGAUCUCCCUCAAGUGAAAAACGAUACGCUGCCAUACGAGGAGAAUUUGGAUGCAACGAUCAACAGCGAUCUUCUCGCCGCCAUGUUCAAUCGAACCGAUCUGGAAGUGUCCAUCCUAUCGACAACCGUGUCCGAAACCAAUCUAAGCUAUUCUUCAAUCGGAAUGUUUGAUCAACUCAUACAAACCGAACGCAGCAAGGAAGAUCAGCUCGUGUCGCGCGUGCAGUCGAAGCAAAAAGCUUUGCUGAACCGUGCCAAGGGGCAGCUGGCCUGGCUGGAGCUUCAGAAGCAGCGCUACCGCGAGAAGGGCAUGACGGAUCAGAUAACGGCCGUUAAGAAGAAGCAGCGUGCAAUACUGUUGCGGCUCGAGAAGGAUCGAGCGGAGCUGAACAGGGCAAUAAAAUCAUCGACGGAAUCAUCGCGCACGGUGACCGGCAAUCAUGGACACGUGCUGACAUCGCGAGUGAUGGAUAGCAAGCUUACCUCGUACUGCUCAUCACCGGUGGCGAACAAUUCCGGCUCGCUCACGCUGCGCAAAUCGUCCCGCAAGGUAAGUGCCACCGUUCACGCACCGGAAAGCCAGCAUCGCGGUUUAACCGGUACGGCUACGACGACUACAAGCAAUUCGAUACAGAUAGCGAUACGGGGUCGAGAACUGGAGCCAAACGAUCGCUUAGAAGACAUUUUGUUACGCCGUGAAGAGGAACUGCGCAAACGCAAGGAGCACGUGCAGCGCUUGCUAGAGUGGCACCGCAAGCUAGAGCGGGAAGAGGAAGAGCUAAUUGCAGUCGAGGAUCGCCUACUAGCGUACAACAGUCGCAAAUUGGAGUCCGCUGGUGGCGCACAGCAGCACACACCGCGCAAAGAAACGUCGAUCGAGGCACGGGUGGAAAGCAUCGAGAAGAGUUUGCGCAUUUUGCACAGCAUCCCGCCCGCCAUCGUUCGCCGGGCUAAGGAGGAACGGGAUGAUGGCGACUCGUCGGGCGGUAAGGCAGCGGAAGUGGAGGAAGAAACUGUGCUGGCGAGAGGCAGCAAGCUGAAUCGAUUGUGGUACCGGUUGACGGGUGUGAAGGAGCAGCGGUACGAGCCGGCCCGCAAUUAUCCUGUAACCCGUCCCCACAUGGAAGCCCUGUACGAGGAUGCUAAACGGUGCGUGCUGGAGGGUUUCCAGCGCAACGAUGUGCAGCUGAGGGAAGCAUUGCUUGAGCAAUCGAUCGGAAUCAGUCACCGCGGAGGUAAUGAAACGGUUGACAGUCACAUUGAAAGUGUGGAGGAGAAUAGAUCCCAUCAAAGCUCGGUUGCUGGAGAAGAAACGGUGCGUGUUGUUCCACCGCAAGCUGAACUUGUUCCAAAAGAAACUGAAAAUGACAUCGUUGCGAAGGGAAUGGAUGAAACAGUAGUGCCGGAGCACGUGGAAACGCUCACAAAGGAGGAAACUGCAAUGUUGGAGCAAGCGGAAAUCAUCACCCAGGAGGACACAGAUGCUCCAGAGUGUGAUCUACCUCCGAUGGAAGAAGAUGCGGGCAAAUGUUUGCUCUCUUCCACCGUUAACGGAUGGUCACCGCCGGCCAGCCGCAGAAGCAUCGAAUCGGUCGAGUUCCACACACUGGAGGAAACGCCAACGCAGCACUAUCAAUCGGCGCUAGAAAACGAAACGGCCACCGAGCGGGACCGAGCGGGCGAAGAAGAAACGGUCAGAAGCGACAGCUACUCGACGUCGUUCGAAGAGCAGCCGCACGAAGGCACAGACGAAGCGGAUGUGAGUGCUGCUGUGGCCGAAGAAAGUCAACAGUUGAUAGAGGAUAUGUCGUUGCCGCCGAUGCUGCUGCUGCUCAACAACACGACCGAACAACUGGAGAUCGACGAUGAGGAUGGUUCCGCAACAAGCAGCAGUAGUAGUAGUAGCAGUAGCACUACUACUAGCAGCUGUGAAAGUAGCGCCACGGUGGAAUUGUCCGUUCCGUUGGGGGUGGAGGAAAAGCUACCAGACGGAGUGGCUACAUCAGAAGAACAAGAUUUGGAGAUGAGUGACGCUACCAGCAUUUCCAUUGCUCAAUCGUUGGAAGAUGUAAGCGAUAGUGGGUCCGUUUCGAACACAACCACGCCGACAACUGUUACGCCAACGAUGGCAAUUGAAAUCGUUGAGAAAGAGGCAGGAUCGGACAAAAAUCAGCUAGAGCCGGAAGAUGAACGGUCUAAUGAGUUGAAAACGGGGAUAACCCCGAGCAAGGAGGAUGUUCCUGCAAAUCAACCACCACCAACGUCGGAAAGCGAUUACGAAGACGAAGAGUUUCACACAAAAUCGUCGAGCGGACAGGGCGGCACUACCUCAGAAUUAGCCAAACGACUCGCCACGCUGCACGAUGAGCUGGAGGAGCUGAGCGAAACGUUCGAACGUACGCCGCUAAUGAAGUCACCCUUAAUGGCAACCCCACCGCAAGCUCUGCCGGAUCACCCGGUGGAGGAUCAGAACAGUUCGGAAGAAACGAUCACGUUUGAUUAUGAUGAAUAUGGUGGUGAAAUUACUCCACCCUCGGAGGAACCGGUAAAGGAUGAAGAGGAAGAACAAUCUUCAACGAGUGAGCCAAAGGAGGAGGCAGACCAGGUCGCUUCGAAAAUAGAGGUAAAACUACGCACAAAAACGGUGGGAAGCGAUGAUACGAUCGCGAUCGCUACGGGAACUACCUCGUAUAGUCGGGAUGAUCAUACGGAGAGCAUUGCAACGCCACCACCAGCACCACCGUCUCCCAGCAUCGGUGUGCGCAUGCCGGACAUCAUCAACGAGGCGGAAGUGCUGCGCCGCCAGCAGCUACAGAUCGAGCAGGAGAUCAAGGAGCUCGAGCAGCAGGUGGGAUUCUUCCGCGAAAUCCCCAACAAACCACCGCCACCGUACAUCCCACCCGCCAACGGAAGUCCACUAGCGCUGCUCUUUCCACCCGACGCACGCAUCGACGAGCUGAUUGACGGGCGGGUGGAACAGUUGCAUCGCGAUCGCGUCGCACCGGAAAGCUUACGCUCCGAUCACGUAACCAACGUGUACGAAAAGCUCAUCCUCGACAUGUGCGUCGAGUUUUAUCGCGAUCUGCGCCCAGCCGAACCGACCGUCUCGUUCCGCACGAUAGCGCACGAUAAGCGACCGCUCGUGUUCCACAAUCCGCCCGAUGCGCUGGGCUGCAUGAAGGAUUACAUACGGGCGAAAAUCCGACGCGUCCUGUCCGACGCACAGCUUACGCUGCAGCAGCAACAGCAGCAACAUCAGCAGCAUCAGCUGCUGCUGCAUCAUCAGCUGCAGCAACAUCAGCCCGCACACUCCCAGCUGCAUCAUCAUCAUCAUCAUUUGCUGCACCACGGGGGACACUGUGCGGCCACGGCAUCGUUGCCCUUCCUGUACGGUAACGGGUGUGCCAGCAAGCGCAAACCGGACCAGGUGGAUGAGAUACUGAAGCAGGAAACGCACGAUGACGAUGCGCGCUGGACCAACUUCGAUCGGGAGGAGAUCGAGGUGAAGGAUCGCAUUACGGACGAGCUGCUGAAAUCGCUGCUGCUCGAGACGCUCAAAGAUAUGGGCCAAGCGUACGGGGGUAAGUUGAAGCGAGACCGGCUGGCCAAACGACAGGAAAGUGCCAUGUAGGAGGGAGAGAGAGAGAGAGAGAGAGAGCGAAAUCGAUCGUCACGCACUACAACCACACAUGUAUUGUGAUAGAGAACCUGGAGUGCAUUUUAUGCUAGUUUUAAUACCUUUUAGUGUGCUUUUAAAUAGUUUCGUAACUUUAUUGACUGAUUUUAAACGCAAGUGCCCGUUAAUGAUUUACGCGCAACGAUCGCGUACCACAUAGAGAGAGAUUGAUACGCGUCUGUGUUUAGUUUGCUCAAAUUUUACAUUUUACUUAAUUUUAACCUUAACUUUGCUGAUAAUUGUUAGUUGGGCAUGUUGGACGAUGUUGAAUAAAAUUAGCAUUUUAGAGCCAGUACACAAUAACAAGCUGAUUGUUGCAUUUCUUUCAAACGAUUCACUCGAAUUGUUCUCUCCCCUGGCCGGGAGCCAGUGAUCAUCACACGUUGUUGUAAUAGUUUUAAUUCAUGGUGGUUUUAUUUGCGUUUAAUUCUAUUUACUUUACGAUCUUCUAUACAACACAGCUACGUUUGGGAGGAUGGGAUAUAGGGUGGAGAAGGAGAAAAAUGGGUAAUUAAUCAUCCCAACGCAUAGCGCAUAUAGUGCUAGCUUAGUAGUAUGCGCGCCGUUGGUUUUUUUUUUUUUGUAACAUUCUUUUGCUUGGUUGGGGAGCAGUAGAUUUUGUUUUAAUUAAGUAUAAUUAUUAUUUAAAAAAAUAGCACAGUAGCAAAAAAAAAAGUAUAAAAAUGAACCUCCUAUCGUAUUUUGCACGCAUUUUCUCUCUACCCUUACUUCAUCAGUCAUCGAUCAUUCCCUAUAAAACGCGCUCCAUUUGCAGCAUCAAAACCACGCUCAUACGCUCCACACAAAUUCUAUUGAAUGAAUAUUACUUUUGAUAAAGCAAACUCACAACACAAAAAAAGAAAAUUAUUCACCUGUGUUUAAACGCUCAAGCACAACAUCUUUCAAUUGAGUUGGUCGCUCUGUUUCUGGAGUAGCAUCUAUAAGACACAAAACUCUGUCAUGCAGACACGGAAGGGUUGUGUGUAAUGUUUGUGGUCUGCAGUUACACUAAACACACUAUACCAAAACAAGCUUCACAUUUAAAUUAUCCAUACAAACAUGUUCUAAAUCCAGUCGCGGUGACGCUUUUGUAUGGCUACAUGCUCCUUUCGCACUUCGCAGAGUACGUGUCAACAUAGGAAAAAGCAUUCAAUUGUACUCCUCCCGUCCCCAUUGUUUAUGUGUUUUAUGUUUUGCUUUAAAUCUGACUGUGCGCUAUUGCUAACCGCGUGUCCUGUUCUAGUACUACUACCCACUACACCGACCACAGUAGACGCUAGGUGUUUAGGCUACCCCCCACAAACCGAUCCUUUCAUGUUCUAACUUUAACAAUACUUGAAACGCGUGUCUGUAUGUGUGUAUGUGUGUGUAUGUC